Molecule: messenger RNA, 2561 nt
Organism: Patella vulgata (common limpet)
Lineage: Eukaryota; Metazoa; Mollusca; Gastropoda; Patellidae
Product: transient receptor potential cation channel subfamily V member 6
Exons: 16
Coding region: 279-2561 (760 amino acids)
Biological process (GO): calcium ion import across plasma membrane
Cellular component (GO): membrane
Molecular function (GO): protein binding; calcium channel activity
Source: RefSeq, a predicted model, not a curated record
CACAAAACAGGAAUGUUUAAAGAAAGCAACAUGGUUCGUACAGGUAGUAAUUAAUGUGAAAUGGGUUGAAUUACUGAUGGCUUUGGAAAAUUCGUCUAAACAUUUAGUGCGUUUAUUAUCAUAACAAGAACAGAGGAAAUAAAUUGAUCGUUUUGUUUGUUUACGAUAACAACGGAUCACGUGACACCCUCUAAAUACAAGAUGGCUGUCGAUUAAGACGUUUAGCUAAUUAAAUAGUUGUUAAAAAUGGCUGAUUUAAGGUUUUGAAAAAGAGGAUCAUGGGAAACAAAAUCAAUCGAAGACAUCACUAUGACAACGAUCCAGAUUCGGCAUGGAAAGCGCAAAACAAAGCUGUCAAGGAUAACCCAAUUUAUAAAUUUGUUAGUAUCGAUAAGACUGGACGAUUGAUCACAGAAUAUAAAGAAGAAGGAAGAGACAAGGUGAUCGAGACUAUACGUAAGGAAAUAGAACCGUAUUAUCUGUAUAAAAAUGGUGGUAGUUCAACAAUAACGAAGUUAGAAUACGUGAAAUGGUUUAACAAAGCUGAAGGCAAGACGGAUUUAAAGGAGAAGUCGAUAUCAAACAGCAUCAGUAAAAUUACAAAUGACCAACUGAACACUUUUGAACUUGAUAAAUACAGUUCCUUUACACAACACGAUGCAUGCUGGAUUCUUGAUAAGCGUGGCGCUGUUGGAGAGACUCCAUUUCAUCUAUGCUACCUCAUGGGAACCCCGGAGCAUUCUGAAGUUGCCAAGAUAUUUUUAUCGCUGUACCCUAAAAUGUCCCUGGAUAUUUACGAAGGCAGGGAAUAUUAUGGUGAAAGUUGUCUGCAUAUCGCUGUGGUGUAUGGCGAUAUAGACGCGGUCAAGAUGCUAGUAGCAAACGGUGCAGACGUAAAUCAACGAGCAACAGGCCAAUUCUUCUUGCCAGAAGACGUAAAAGCGGGAAAAAAUGCCAAUCAAACGAACUAUGAAGGUUAUGCGUAUUAUGGUGAAUAUCCGCUGGCGUUCGCUGCAUGUUUAAAUCACCAGGAAAUAUACGAUUAUUUAAUUGAUCAUGGAGCAGAUCCCAAUAAACAAGAUUCAUUUGGUAAUACUGUUCUACAUAUGGUGGUUAUAGCCAAUCAACCGAGAAUGUAUAAAUACGCUGUUCAACAUCACAAGAAGAAAGCCAAGACAGAAAUUCAGAACAAAGCUAAUUUAACUCCACUAACAUUAGCCAGUAAACUAGGACGACAUCAAAUUUUUCUAGAAAUGCUUGAAUUAAAUAGUAUAGAUAUGUGGAAGUAUAGUAACAUUACCUGUUCAAUGUAUCCAAUACAAGCUUUAGAUUCUAUUGGUCCAUACGGUCGAGCCAAUUGGAAUUCAGCUUUAAUGAUAAUCGUAGAUGGAAAGACUGAUGAACAUUUAGAUAUGUUACAGGGUGGUGUUAUGAGGCAGCUGCUCGAUGAAAAAUGGAAAACAUUUGCUCGGUCUCGUUUUUUGUUACGACUUCUAAUUGCCUUUAUUCAUCUUGCCCUUAUAAGUGUUGCUAUUUAUACUCGUCCCAGUCGGAUGAGUCUACUAAUCAUCUCAGGAUCAAAAGAUAUUGUGCGUGUUGUGGCUGAAAUAUUUACCUGUAUUUUGUGUAUUGCGUCUAUAGCUGUUGAAGUUAAAGAAAUUGGUGCUCUUGGGGUUUCUUCAUUCUUUAAAAAUUGUAAACAUGCCGUGGAUCAAACUAUUUAUUUAAUAUCAUGUUUGUUGAUAUUAUUUUGUGUACCAUUCCGUGUCUUUAAAUUACAUGAUGUAGAAGAUACAUUAUUGACCAUUGCUGUACCAGGGGCUUUCUUCUACCUCCUAUUCUUUGCUCGGGGUAUGCGUACCACAGGACCUUUUGUAACCAUGGUUUAUCAGAUGUGUACGCAAGAUUUAAUACGAUUUGGAAUUGUUUAUUUAAUAUUUUUAUUAGGUUUUACUCAAGGAUUUUAUUUUUUAUUUCGUGAUGUCAAUGCUGAUAGUACAGAAGUUUUAAAGUUUUCUACUCCGUGGGAAACGGUUUUAAACUUGUUUCAGAUGACCUUAGGCGAGUUCAAGUAUGAGACGUUUAAUUAUGCGAGAUAUGUUGGUCUAACGAAGUUUAUCUUUACGUUAUUUAUGAUAUUAGUACCUAUUCUAUUGUUGAACAUGUUGAUAGCUAUGAUGGGUAAUACAUACCAUAAUAUUAACACCAAGUCAGAAAAAGAAUGGAGAAGACAGUGGGCUAAAAUUGUGGUGGUAUUAGAAAGAGGUUUCACAAAGAAACAGUUGUUAAAGUUUCAAGAAGAAUAUUCAAUUGGUUUAACGACUGACAGUAAAACAGAUGAUGGUGGUAACAGUCGAGCUCUCGUGGUUAUCAAGGCCGCAAAUAAAUCUAGUGCUAAACAAUCAAAGGCUGCUAAAAGCAAUUGGAGGAGAGUAACGAAAUCCAUCCUAAAUGUUUUGUGUAUAUAUUUUUCAGAGAGUAACGAAAUCCAUCCUAAUAGAGUUAAAACGACACAAACAGAAGGGAAGCAAGAAACCUUUCCAUGUGAAGAAAUAUCGUAA